Molecule: messenger RNA, 1596 nt
Organism: Branchiostoma belcheri (Belcher's lancelet)
Lineage: Eukaryota; Metazoa; Chordata; Leptocardii; Amphioxiformes; Branchiostomatidae
Exons: 11
Coding region: 1-1596 (531 amino acids)
Source: RefSeq, a predicted model, not a curated record
AUGAGCUGGAAAAGAAACCGUUAUCUGAGAUACAAUAUUGCUUUGACAUGGACCCAUGGCAGUUUCCGGACGGACCUUGCUCCUAUCUAUGUGUCCCUGUAUGUAGGCACACAACUGUGCAUACCCGCCAAAAUAUGGGCACACAUCGACGCAGAGUAUAAAAUCUCUGCUGAGGGUCCAGGCAGUAUACAGAUGUCAUCCACCGUGACCAAACCUGACAUUGACGGCGGAGGUAGCUGGCAACCUCAAAAAGGAAGUCAAAUGUUCGAGUUUGACCAGAAUGAAGAAUCUGGCACUGCAAAAAUUGGGAUAUCGUCUUACUCGGGAACAGCAGCUGAAAGUGAUCAUCUCAUCAUGCUGGAGCUAGAAGUCAAACCAAGGUUUUUCAUCGAGUUUCCCACCUUUGUUGAAAAUGAAGUCAAUGGUUGGACCAGCCCUCUAGAGUUGAAAGCCGAAGAGGACACUUUUGGGUACAGUAUCACCACCUCCAUUCAGUCCCAAGCACUUCUGCGUGUAUCAGCCCAGUCCUGUUCUACUGAGUGCCCGUAUUCGGACAGACCACAGAACGUCGGCGUCAUGUCAUCAUUGGACUAUCUUAAAGGGGCCUUGAAGGUUACAGUUGGAAACGACGAGUAUUAUCAGGAACAACUAUGGAGACGUGAGGAGUGGAUGGACUCUGACAGAGACUGCAAAGAGCAGCCGUCCCGCAUUGAUACCUGUAGUAACAGAUGUUUAUGCUCUGGUGGAGCGACAGGGGUGCCACACCCUACUGACGAGAGCUUCUGCAUGUGUCCUUGCAACUGUGGAAGUGCAAACAUAAGCUUCACGCAUCCGGACAUUUCCGGUGGCGGAUGUAACUGUCAGCUGUGUCCCGAUGGAGACUUCAAAACGGUGAACAGUCAGGGGCAUCUACACUGCCCAUGUCUGUGUCCUGACAACAGCAUAUCGGAACUGACCAGCAGUGGGGGAUGUGACUGUUCCUGCACCUGCCCAGAUGGUAGCAGGGAUGUGGUGCUGAGUGACGGCAGCUGUCCGUGUAAGUGCACCUGUAACAACUGCCACGAGUCGGUUCUGGGUCCUCAAGGCUGCAUCUGUUCUGAUAGCUGUCCUGAUUGUGAGAAUGACGAGGAACCAGAGUGGCAAGACUGUGUGUGUAAGUGUCCACAGAAGACAGAGUGCGGGAUCCCACCUACAUGUGUGGUGGGGAGGAUGGGGCCGGACUGUAGACAGCCAGACUGCAGGCCAUGCCAAGGCUGCUCCGGAAACGGCCGGUGCAUCACAUCAACACAGAGCUGUCAGUCAUCCUGUGUGUGCUCGCGUCAGUGGUUCGGCGACUGUUGUGAGCUGCGCCGUCCUCGUCCUAUUGGAGGGGACCCUCAUCUCCAGACACUGGACGGAAAACCAUACGACUACCAUGGCAUUGGUGAGUUCUGGGACUGUAAGAGCGUCUUCAAUGACUUCGGCGUUCAAACCCGGAUGUACGCGUAUAAAGGUGCUUCCCUGAUUGGUGGAGUUGCAGUGAAGGCUGGGCAUAGUGUUGUCACCCUGAUGACGUUACCAAAUGCAACUGAAAAGGACGUCCCAAACAUAAGGUGA